Messenger RNA from Chenopodium quinoa (quinoa), 1427 nucleotides. Its product is annotated as peptidyl-tRNA hydrolase ICT1, mitochondrial-like. Gene Ontology annotation, molecular function: translation release factor activity. Gene Ontology annotation, biological process: translational termination. Lineage: Eukaryota; Viridiplantae; Streptophyta; Magnoliopsida; Caryophyllales; Amaranthaceae. The transcript has 7 exons. The record is from RefSeq and is a predicted model, not a curated record. Bases 265 to 957 code for a protein of 230 amino acids.
GUGUAAAAGAGUACAAGAAAUUACAAUUUUUUUGCAAGAACAUGAAUAUGUUUUUAUUUUUAUCUGCGAGAAAGUAUGUACUGUCUUAAAAAUCAAAAAAACACAUUUCUGAAUUCGACUUUCUACCCAAGAUAAUGCUCUCCCUAAUCUCCACAAAUCUAUAAAUCCACAAACAAAAUCAACUGCAAAUUCCACUCUUAAUCAUCACUACAACAAAAUCAUUAUCUAGGGUUCAAACUUCAAAAAUCUCACCAAUUCACGAGAAUGGCAGCCAUUAGAAUGACCACAAACAUCCUUCUCAACAGCGUUUCAAAAUCAGCGUUUCGGGCAAUUUCAACCAAACGCGCUGCCUUAGCAUUUCUCAGAAGCUCCCCUUACACCGGUUCCCGUAACAUCAGCAACGGCGGUUUCCGGUGUGCUGCGGCGUCGGAGUACGGCGAUGCUCGGAAGAAAGCGUCGGCGCGUUUUUCUCAGGUUCAGCAGCUUCUUGUUGAAGCUGAAGAACGUGCUUCUUGCGCCGAUAACGAGCUGCCUCCUCCCAAAAUCUCUCUUGAGCACGUGACUAUGAAUUUUGCAAGAAGUGGAGGGCCUGGAGGUCAAAAUGUUAACAAAGUAAACACUAAGGUAGACAUGCGCUUCAAUGUGAAAAAUGCAACUUGGCUGAGUGAAAGAAUCAGAGAUAAGAUUAUGCAAUUGGAGAAGAACCGGAUCAACAAAGACGGAGAGAUUGUGAUUUCUUCCACCAAGACUCGGACACAACAGGGUAACAUUGAAGACGCCCUAUCAAAACUACAGGCAAUUAUUGAUGCUGCUGCGUAUGUCCCACCAGCACCUACAGAAGCACAAAAGAAGAAAAUAGCUCAAUUGUCUGCCAAGUCAGAGCAGAAACGAUUGCAGAACAAAAAAGUCUUGUCACAGAAGAAGUCCCUCCGUCGAAGUAAAGGUAGCUGGGACUAAAACAGUGAGUUGAGAUCCCACUUUGUCUUCAUGAAUUAAAGAUGCCUUAGCUAGGUCAUUAAGAUUACUUCCUCCUCUGUCGGUAUCUGGUCGGAAAAAAAGGAGUUGCCUCUUAGGGGAUGAUUGGAGGAGCUCGGUAAACUUUCUCUUCGUUGUGAAUAUAUUAGGUAAGAGGUUGGUAUUUGGUUGUUAUCGGUUUCACGUAACAUCCAACUGUCUAUUUUCUGAAUUAGAUGCUGUGAAGCAUACAGAAAUACAACAGAAUUCGACGAUCUUUUGACUAAAUUACCAGUUCCUUCUCAUCUCAUCUUUGAUAACGGAAUCUGUCGGUUCGUUAAAUAUUGCUUUCGGUGAGUUGGUGAUAUUGACAAUUUGUAUAUUUGGUAGAAUUAAUGAAUUUAUACUUGUACUUUCAUAUAUAGGUGCCGGCUUUCUUAUGCACUCUAAUUUUAUUGCUGUGAUUGUGCACC